This is a messenger RNA of Ricinus communis (castor bean), 2316 nucleotides long. Its product is annotated as protein SUPPRESSOR OF GENE SILENCING 3. Gene Ontology annotation, biological process: regulatory ncRNA-mediated gene silencing; defense response to virus. The transcript is spliced from 6 exons. The coding region runs from base 169 to 2073 and encodes 634 amino acids. Lineage: Eukaryota; Viridiplantae; Streptophyta; Magnoliopsida; Malpighiales; Euphorbiaceae. The record is from RefSeq and is a predicted model, not a curated record.
UUCGAGACUACAAGAAUAGUUAUAAAAAAAAAAGAGCGUAUUGGGGUCUACGCAUUUCCUCUUGACUUUCACUUUUAACACUCACACUCAGCGACCAGUAGCGCGUGAACUGCCCUUCCUCCGGCGGAUUUCAUCCGUCGCUGCUUCCAGCAUAAUUUGAUUACAAAGAUGAGUUCAAGAUGGGAUGGAAAACCUUCAAAUGCUGUUAGUGGUAACAACUCGUCAUCCAAGGGGAAAAAUUCUUCUCACGUCUCUAGCCCUAAGUUAGAGCAGUUGAGUCAAAGUGUGGCCGACAUUAAUUUGGAUGCUACAGAAGAUGAUGGACAAUGGGAGGUCAUUGCCAGGAAGACUAAGAACAGAGCUGGAAGCAGUGCUGCAAAACCAUGGGGUUCCCAGAAUUCCAAUACUAAAGCAUGGGAACAUCAAGAUACAGUACAGAAACUAGGCAUGAGGAGCAAUGGUGGAUCUGGGAGGAUGUCAGGUAAUACUAGGCCCACUCAGGCAACUGGCAGAGGAAAUACCAGACCUCAAUCAUCCAAUUGGGGCAUGGAGAACAACUAUGUGGCUCCACAGCCUACAAUUCCCCCACCUCUGGAGCAUGGAUGGAAUUGGCAAUCAAGAUUUGGUGCUGCUGCGCCAAAGGGUUCAGUAGAUGAUCAGAGGAAAGAUGAAGAUUUUGUGGACCAGGAAAAUGAUGCUGAUGAGGAAGAAGAUGAAGCCAUCGAUGAUACAGAUGAUGAGGUUUUGAGUGAGGAUUUUGAUUCAGAUGCUAGUCAAAAGAGUCAUGAGACUCGCAAGAAGAGUAGAUGGUUCAAGAAAUUUUUUGAUAGUUUAGACAGUUUGACUGCUGAGGAGAUCAAUGAACCAGCAAGGCAGUGGCACUGUCCAGCAUGCCAAGGUGGUCCUGGUGCCAUUGAUUGGUAUAGAGGCUUGCAGCCCCUUAUGACACAUGCAAAAACUAAAGGAUCAAACAGGGUGAGGCUCCAUCGUGAGCUAGCAGAACUUUUGGAUGAGGAGUUGCAUAGAAGGGGAACUUCUGUUAUUCCAGCAGGGGAAGUAUUUGGUAAAUGGAAAGGAUUAAAAGAAGAGGAGAGUGACCGUGAAAUAGUUUGGCCUCCGAUGGUUAUCAUCAUGAAUACAAGACUUGAACAAGAUGAAAAUGAUAAGUGGACUGGGAUGGGCAAUCAAGAGCUUCUUGACUAUUUCAAUGGUUAUGCUGCUACCAAGGCUAGACAUUCAUAUGGUCCACAGGGACAUAGGGGGAUGAGUCUUCUGGUAUUUGAGAGCUCUCCAAGGGGUUAUUUAGAAGCUGAGCGUCUGCAUAAGCAUUUUGUAGAUCAAGGAACAGAUAGAAAUGCUUGGGAUCGUCGGCGGGUCUUAUUCUAUCCUGGUGGGAAGCGCCAACUCUAUGGUUACAUGGCUGUGAAGGAAGACUUAGAAAUCUUCAAUCAGCAUUCACAAGGGAGGUCAAAGCUGAAAUAUGAGAUGCGGUCUUACUUUGAAGUGGUAGUGAAUGAAAUCAAUCGGAUGAGUGAGGAUAACCAGCAACUUACAUGGUUGAAGAGCAAGGUUGUGAAGGAACAAAGGCGGACUAAAACUCUUGAAGAAUCUCUUGAAAUAGUGUCUGACAAGCUGCGGAAGACAACAGAGGAAAAUCGCAUUGUAAGACAGAGAACCCAAAUGCACCAUGAACAGAGUCAGGAAGAGUUGGAUUGCCAAGAGCAAUUUUUCAAGGAGCAGCUCAAGGUUGUUCACGAAGCAAGGGAUGCUAAGGAGGAGGAUUUUGAGAAGCUACAACAGAAGGAACGUGAGAAAGCAAAGCAGCUAGGUGCAGAUCCAUCUAAUGCAGAAGAAUAUAAACGCAGGGUGGAAAAAAUGGAGAAGUUCAUACAAUUUCAAGACAGAGAAAUUGAAGACUAUGUAGUUGAGAGGGAUGGGCUUAUUAAAGCACACGAGGACAGAGUGGCUGCAAUGAAGAAGAGGCACUGGGAAGAAGAAUUUGAGUUGGAGAAACAGUUUAAUGCUGAGCUGGCAUCCCUGAUGGAGAAGCACACCCCUCAGCCAACUAAGUAAACUUUGAUAUUCCAUGAGAGGAGGCAUGGGAUAUUCAUAUUAAAUAGAAGAGCAGCAGAAACUUUAAAUUACAGGUUCCUACAAAAUCAAGACAUGGUUGAUAAUUUUCUCUUACUAAAUUACAAGGAGGAGCAUCAUAAUAGGAAAAAUAUAGCCAAAUCUGUAAGACUUUUUACUUUGAUUUGCUGUAACGAGUAGUUCUAAUAUGGCGCAAUUUUUAUAGUCCUGGAUUGGAUUACUUUA